GUUGCAUCUGCGGCAGUUGUGAAUGGGGGUCAGGAUUCGGAGAAGGAACUGAAUUCUGACCAAAGCCCUUCUCGAUUCACGGCCGUUAAUGGGAGGGAACCACCGGUGCCUGGAGCAAACACACCUACUCCUAAUCCCCCGCCGAGCAACGAAGGACAUCGGGAAUUGUCAGAGGCUUGGGGGAAGGGCGGAUAUGAUGCCCAGUACCGCCAGGAUGAACGGCCGCGAGAAAAUGGAGGCAUUGGGAAUGACCAAGAAGAUCGGCCUCCACAAGGAUCCCCAUCUCAAUAUGGCCAGUCAAGCAUCAACCGAAACAAGCGAAAACGAUCAGAGUCAGGCGAACAGCAGGAUCCUCAAAACUCCUACCACGGUACUAGCAUCCCCCGUAGCCCUGGUUUCCGGCUGGAAGACAGUGCUGAUUCGCAUGUGCUGCCUCCCGGCACGAGCGGGCCAGCGACAUGUCAUCCAGGACCUGAGCUAAAAAAUACUCCGCCAGCAAUGCACUCUCGGCCCGAAGCGGGUGAGGGUUCUCGGACGCCAUCAGCAAAUGCACCGUGGAAUGAUUACGACUCUCAGCUGAUUAACCAAGCGCAGCGUGCCCAACAAAUCGAUGCCUCCGAUGCGCAAUUGGCAGAGGCACUCCAGCGCGAAGCUCAGGGCCAUGAUGCGGUUCAGAAAGGGUGGGGGUCAGUUAACCGCCCUUUAGAAAGUGGCGAGCAGCCUUCGCCGUUGUCCACUUAUUCCCAAGAGCGGUCGCAAACUGCUGUUCAGGUAGCCCCGAAGAGAAAGCGCGUUUUUAGCAAUCGCACUAAGACCGGGUGUAUGACCUGCCGCAGGAGGAAGAAGAAGUGCGACGAGCAACAUCCUGCCUGCAACAAUUGCAUUCGAGGUGGGUUUCUAUGUGAAGGCUAUUCGUCGCGGAGUACAUGGCAAAAGCCGUCCAAUGUAAAGGCGCCGGUCCCUCUGCAAUCCAAAGAAGGCUACGCAGACGUGGGAAAUCAUUAUAUGCACGAUAUGGGCCAGCAGCAUGAUCGACAGCAGGGUCUAACGGACCAGCUAGAGGCGGGGAAAAUGAGAUCUAUUGUUGUCGAUGAAAAUGACCGCACACCUACUACACAAUACCCAACCAGUCCGACUGGAGUUGGAUCCAGUCGUGGUCCAUCAUGGUCAAAGCGGGUCUGGCCAGGUGCAGGCCACUCGACUUACGUCUCGGACCACUUGGCCAAGACCGACUAUCGGGAGGUCCCGCCAAUCCAUGAACUUUCUCGAGACGAGCAUACAAAAUCGGACUAUCAAGUAGUGCCAUCGAUCCGAGAGCUCUCUUCACAUGGUACUCAUCCAAAACCAAGUGUGCCACUGUUCCAGGGCACAAUCGAUCAGCGACCUGCGCACGCCAACAACAUGGACACCAGCAGCCCGCAAGCACAAGCCAGAAUGGCGCUCAGCAUAGAGCACCAACUAUCAAAUCGCACUGUCACAGGGGAUGAAACAGAAAGAGAGAAAAUGAUUCGUGGCGAACUUUACCGUCCGUUCGACAUACAUUUGGUGGAAGAAAGAGAACGAUGCAAAGCUUCUUUGUGGCGAUUCAAUAAUUCCUGUAACCCUGUGACUGGUUUGAGUACAAAAGAGCAGAAUCGCCUGCUCAAGGAGGUUUUAGUGCCUCCAAACUCAAUUGUCAAUUCACCUUCCGGUGCCACCGCCUCUCGACAGGCAGGAUCAAUUGGACAAGGAGCUGUUGUUGAGGCUCCUUUUCAUUGCCAUUAUGGGUAUAACAUCCAUAUCAGUGAAGACGUAAUGAUUUCGGGGAACUGUCUUUUCGUGGAUGACUGUUGCAUCAGCAUUGGGGCUCACACGUGGAUAGGCCCCAGGGUAACUAUACUCAGCUCCAUGGCGCAUGCAAAUAUGCAAGAACGAAAGGGCUCCCAAAGCCGCUAUCAAGGACGUCCUGUCACAAUCGAGGAGGAUUGUUAUGUCGGUGCUGGCUGUACAAUUUAUCCUGGGGUGCGCCUUCGAAGAGGUGCCUACGUGGCUCCUGGGGAAGUUGUUAAAACUGACAUCGUUGCCUAUGGAUUUCAAGGUCUAAAACCAAGUUAUAUGUAG
Molecule: messenger RNA, 2100 nt
Organism: Aspergillus ruber CBS 135680
Lineage: Eukaryota; Fungi; Ascomycota; Eurotiomycetes; Eurotiales; Aspergillaceae
Product: C6 zinc finger domain protein
Exons: 2
Biological process (GO): regulation of DNA-templated transcription
Molecular function (GO): acetyltransferase activity; DNA-binding transcription factor activity, RNA polymerase II-specific; zinc ion binding
Source: RefSeq, a predicted model, not a curated record